AUGGGACUUAUUUGUGCAAAGGAUAAAACUAACAAGAUUGUCAUCAUAUAAAAUCCAAAACAUAUUAAUGAAACUACUCCUCAUGCCCCUCCUAAAAUUAUCAAUACAUAUAAAUAUGUAGGUGAAGAGUUUCAAUAAGAAAUCGAAAAAAAUGAUCUAGCUUAUUCUUAGAAACAAUCAAAAUGGAAUUAAUAUUAUUAAAAGGAAAAUGAACAUAUAAAUGAGACUUAUUUGGCUUUAUAAUAACAGAUUAAUGAAGAUGAUUAAUAUAAAGAGCUCAAAAUCAAUUCCAGAAAACAUUUCUCUUAAAAAAACUUAGAGUCUCUAGUUUAAGAACUAGGUGGCCCGUUAAAAUUGACAAACAAAGAUAUUAUAUAUACCUAUCUUCUAAAAGAAACCAAUAAAGAAGAUUUCUAAAAUAUUCUUAUGGAUGGAGCUAUAUCCAAAUACAGAUGGAACUUUUGGAUGGCAUAAGUCUACAGAAACAGAGAUUAUGAUCCUCAUCUUUAUUAAAAGUUAAAAAAUCAAACUAUUUCUCAAAAAGUUUAAAAUGAUAUUACUAAAGAUAUUAAUAGAACCUUUUCCUCUCAUGAUCACUUUAAAGAUAGUAAUUUAGGUUAAUAAUAGUUAUUUUCUAUUCUCAAAGCCCUUUCCAUACAAAAUGAGGAUAUUGGGUAUGUAUAAGGAAUGAACUAUAUAGUUGGAUUCUCUUUAAUUGUUAGCGGAGGUAAAGAAGAAGAAGUCUUUUGGCUCAUUCAUUUCAUUAAUACUAAUCAUCUCUUUUUAUGGUGGGAGAUCUUUCGAGUUCAUUUUAAAUACACUAAAGCACUAUGUUAAGUGUUCUUAUAAAAUUUUAAUGAAAAUCUUCCAGGACUUUUUUAGCAUUUCUAAGAGGAAGGAAUUAAUGAUUAAUAAUACAUUUGGUAAUGGAUUUUAACUCAGUUUUUAUAUACAUUCCCUAUUGAUAGUGUGAUUUUUUUUUGGGAUUUUAUUUUGGCGACUAAUAUCUUUUCAAUCAUUAAAAUUAGUAUUGCUUUUCUUAAAGAAUUUGGAUAUGAUCUAAUCGAAAAAGAUUUUGGUUAAAUCUCAGAAUUUUUGACAGGCGUCAUUAAAGAUCAAUUAUAAUUUGAUGUUUCCAAAAUAAUAAACGAUGCCAAAUAGAUAGUUAUAGUUAUGACUGAUGAUUAAAAAACAUUCUUUUAAAAUUAUUAACCUUAAUUAUCUACUUGA
Messenger RNA from Paramecium sonneborni, 1230 nucleotides. The record is from the annotation of a GenBank genome assembly. NCBI's taxonomy places the organism in Eukaryota, Ciliophora, Oligohymenophorea, Peniculida, Parameciidae.